Molecule: messenger RNA, 10224 nt
Organism: Oncorhynchus nerka (sockeye salmon)
Lineage: Eukaryota; Metazoa; Chordata; Actinopteri; Salmoniformes; Salmonidae
Product: sodium/hydrogen exchanger 1-like
Exons: 12
Coding region: 818-3244 (808 amino acids)
Biological process (GO): regulation of intracellular pH; proton transmembrane transport; potassium ion transmembrane transport
Cellular component (GO): plasma membrane
Molecular function (GO): sodium:proton antiporter activity; potassium:proton antiporter activity
Source: RefSeq, a predicted model, not a curated record
GCGAAAGGGUGUGUGUUUUGAAGGUUGUAUUUAUCUCGCUAACAUCACAUUACAAGGAGUACACUUGCGGAGGGAUAACAUUCGAAGCCACUGUUGGAGCUAGAAACAUGUGUGAUGGAUGGAGCCACAGCUCCUUAAACUGACUGAGUUCAAGUAAGGUCUUGUCGGGACAGGGUACGGGCGCAUACACGGAUGCGAAAGCAUGGAAUGCAGUUCAAAUAUCUAUGAUCCCCCCACACAAUUGCAACGUGACAGUUCUAAACGUUUCAUUCAAGGUCAACAUUGGACUUCGGUCAGCUGUAACCGUGGACAUUAUCGAUGAUAUUUAUAUUAUGGUGGAACAAGAAUCGUAUGAGCAGCAUCUUUUUUUUUUUACCGGUCGGCGGUGAGCAAUGACAUCUUUCGCGGAAGAGAUUUAACCUACGCUGUCAGUAUCUGAAGCAAGAUUUCGGACCAAGUUUUCAAUUCAAAGUUAUGAUAUUUAGGAGAGGGUGUGUAAACUUGCUAACUAACACAGCGCCGUAGCCGUGUCUUGAGCUCUCGGUUGUCUGGACGGAUAGCUAGCUCAGGCACCUUCGACGUUUCCUGCUUUCGCGAACGUUGUUAGCCAGCUUGCUACAGUACAUGGAACUGCCGCAUCCAUCUCGAAUAUCUCACUAAAGUUGCCUAGCUAGCCAGCCAGUUGUCGAACAUGGAUAUGUUGUCGGUCCUUUGGAAAACCAGUUGCUAGUGAGGAAAGUGUGUUCAUUACACGCUAACUACACGAUUUCCAGCUCACCCCCCAAAAUUAUUUUAAGUUAUAAAAACGAAUUGCAACAUGUCUGUUCGCGUAGCUUUACACUCACCCACUGGCUCCAGAAGUUUUCUGGAGCGGGGACUCCUACUUCUGGUGAUGUUGAUCUUCCUGGAGGGCACCGUACUGACGCUUGGAGCUGCAAGCUCACCGGACAUCAGCGCGCAGGAAAACACUGGAGGAGGACACGACCGCCGCGACGACCACCGAGGGACAGCAGGCAGCCACGAACAUACGAACUACACGUACACAAAAAAGGCCUUCCCCGUCCUGUCUCUAGAUUACCAUCACAUACAGGUGCCUUUCGAAAUCUCGUUGUGGGUGUUGCUGGCCUCAUUAAUGAAAUUGGGGUUCCACCUGAUCCCCCGGCUGUCCAGCAUCGUGCCCGAGUCCUGUCUGCUCAUUGUGGUGGGCCUCCUGGUCGGCGGCCUCAUCAAGCUGGCGGGCGAGGAGGUACCCCCCGUGCUGGACUCCAACCUCUUCUUCCUGUGCCUCCUCCCCCCGAUCAUCCUGGAUGCGGGCUACUUCCUGCCCAUCCGGCCCUUCAUGGAGAACAUCGGCACCAUCCUGAUGUUCGCCGUGGUCGGCACCCUGUGGAACGCCUUCUUCGUAGGGGGUCUCCUCUACGCCGUGUGCCAGAUCGAGGGCACAUACCUGAGCCAGGUGGAGCUGCUGCCCUGCCUGCUGUUCGGGAGCAUCAUCUCAGCCGUGGACCCGGUGGCCGUGCUGGCUGUGUUUGAGGAGAUCCACAUCAACGAGCUGCUGCACAUUCUGGUGUUCGGAGAGUCGCUGCUCAAUGAUGCCGUCACUGUGGUCUUAUACCACCUGUUUGAGGAGUACUCUGGUGCAGGUGAGGUAACGCUGAUGGACGUGGUCCUCGGGGUCAUCUGCUUCCUGAUUGUGUCGCUGGGGGGCAUCGCCGUGGGCGCCAUCUACGGUAUCCUGGCGGCCUUCACCUCCCGGUUCACCUCGCACACCCGCGUCAUCGAGCCCCUCUUCGUGUUCGUUUACAGCUACAUGGCCUACCUCUCGGCCGAGAUGUUCCACCUGUCUGGAAUUAUGGCGCUGAUUGCAUGCGGCGCUGUGAUGCGACCCUACGUGGAGGCCAACAUAUCCCACAAGUCCCACACCACCGUCAAGUACUUCCUGAAGAUGUGGAGCAGCGUGAGCGAGACCCUCAUCUUCAUCUUCCUGGGCGUGGCCACGGUGGCCGGGCCGCACGCCUGGAACUGGACCUUUGUCUCCGUCACCGUCAUCCUUUGUCUGGUGUCACGUGUCAUUGGCGUGGUGGGCCUUACCUUUAUCAUCAACAAGUUCCGCAUCGUCAAGCUGACCACCAAGGACCAGUUCAUUGUGGCCUACGGUGGCCUGCGAGGGGCCAUUGCCUUCUCCCUGGGCUACCUGCUAGACAAGGACCUCUUCCCCAUGAGGACCAUGUUCCUCACCGCCAUCAUCACCGAAAUCUUCUUCACCGUGUUUGUACAGGGCAUGACUAUCAAACCCCUGGUGGACCUGUUGGCCGUGAAGAAGAAGCAGGAGGCCAAGCGCUCCAUCAAUGAGGAGAUCCACACCCAGUUCCUGGACCAUCUGCUGACUGGCAUUGAGGACAUCUGUGGACACUACGGCCAUCAUCACUGGAAAGACAAGCUAAACCGCUUCAACAAGAAGUACAUAAAGAAGUGCCUGAUAGCGGGCGAACGCUACAAGGAGCCGCAGCUCAUCGCCUUCUACCACAAGAUGGAGUUCAAGCAGGCCAUCGAGCUGGUGGAGAGCGGCGGGGGCGUCAAGCUGCCCUCCGCCAUGCCCUCGCAGGUCUCCAUGCAGAACAUCCAGCCCAAGAAGCUGCCGCCCGCUGUAGCAGAGCGGGCCCUGCCUCAGUUCACCAAGGGCCGUGAGGAGGAGAUCAGGAAGAUCCUCAGGAGUAACCUGCAGAAGACCCGCCAGAGGCUGCGCUCCUACAACCGACACACUCUCGUGGCUGAUCCUUUCGAGGAUGGAUGGAACGACUUCCUCCUGAAGAAGCAGAGGAUGAUCGAGCUAGAGAAGAAGAUGACAGAGAUGAGUAACUACCUCACGGUCCCUGCCGCACCUCCCGACUCCCCCACCAUGUGCAGAGCCAGACUGGCCUCGGACCCCAACGCCUUCUACAACAUCAAGGCGUCUUCAGAAGGCGUCCCCACCAUCCAGGUGGACCUAGCCUCCCCCCAGUCCCCGGACUCUGUCAACAUGCUGAACGAGUUCUCCAAGCGGGGUGCCACGGGCCAGGGCCUGGGUCAGAGGGAGCGGGCCACCCGGGAUGAGGACCAAGGCCUGAUGAUGAAGCCGUCCUCAGCCGGGAAAGAGGAGAAGGGAGAGGAAGAGGGGGGAAACAAGAACCCAGGGCUGAUGAGGUGUCUGAGUGACCCGGGCCCUAGUAAUGAGGACGAGGAGGAUGAACCAUUCCUUCCCUAAAAAACAACUAGCUCCUCCCAUUGUGAGGAAUAGGGAGGGGCCUGGUUGCAACAGCUCCUCCCCCUGAGCGGGGCACUACAGGGGAAAGGUCCUCCUUUCACUCCACCACCACCUCAUUUGAGUUUGCUAUCCCAUUGGUUGAGGAACCAAUAAAGCCAAAACUGUUAAGGACUUAGGACAUAACUUGUUUUAUGAACCAAAAGAGAAAAGGAGACUAAAUAGCCAUCUUUUUUCAAUAGUUGUCAUUGCUCUUUUUUCAUUUUUUAAGUGAUCGGAAGGAAGAUCACCGCCUUGGGUGAUCUUGGGUUUGGUGGGAAUUAGCCCGAAUGACGGGGGAACAUAAUUAUGCGUUACCAAAGUUUUGGACUGGUGACAAUGUUUCACAUUUGUUUUCAUAACGUUUACGAUCGUUCUUCUACUUUCAAGAAAAGUUAGCCUUAUUCUUUUUGUCAGACACAGAAACUCCUUUUCACUUGGUGCAUUUGAUCACACAAUUAACUGCUUGUUUUGAAUUUCAGGGUUAAUAUGAGACUGUUGUUUAUGUGGUUGUCUUUUGUCAUCGUUUGUCAUUCAGUUGGUCAGAGUUCUACUUGGUGUACUCGGUGCUGUACACUGGAUGUACUUCACACUGGAUGUAAUGUUUUCACUGUGCUAAUCUCGACGGACCUCUCUCUUCACCACCUCGCCUAUGGAGACCCUAAGGCAAGCGCAGACUUGGAAAUGUUGAGAUGCAAACCUGGCAUCGCCUCUAUUUUAAUUGAACGUACGAAAUCGGCAGCAUCACUGAGACGUGUAUGCUGUGCAGUAUAAGCUCAUUUACAUAAAAGAAGGAUUGUGAUGCAACACCAAGAUAUUUGUUGAUCUUGAAUGGACUUAACUCCCCUAUAUAUAAGCCAAUCCCUAAAAUCACACCAAAUACUGUUAUCCUCCUGACACCCAGCCAAAAAAGGUUUUGUAAUGUCUUAAUUUUGUGUUUUGAGUUCAAAUAAUUUACAAAGACAAAUUUGCGUGUGCGCUGUAGUGGACAAAAAGAAACGGUUGAUAGUAAAUAUGAAAAAAUGUAUAUUACAGUAAAUGGGUACAGUAGGUAAACAUAUUUGUCACAUCAUGUGGUCCUCUAAACCAGCUCUUAUUUAAACGUGGGAAAAUGAUUACACUGCUCGGAAAACUCACCAAAUUAUUUGUAAGAUAUUUACUCGAAGCAAUUUGAAUAUCAAACUCACAAAAAUUAUAAUUACGCACUUAUCUUCUUACCACAACACAUGCUAAUUGUGUUGGCAGCCAUUUUGAAAUCCCAGGAAGAGAAAGUUAUGUGGCAUGAUAAAGAGUGUACAAAAAUGAUUUGGUGGGUCUCAGGAAGAUAUGUUCCUUUUAAGAAAAUGCUCUAGUAUGGGCCAUUUCAGAACCAUUUUGUGGUGUUUUCUCCGUAUUCUCUUGCCGGUAGUCGCAUCUUACAAUUCAUCUUACAUCUUAUGGGUUUGAUCUAUUCUUUACUCUCUUGCACCUUAUUUACAUCAGCUGUUUUUGACAUUUUUAUUUUUAAAAGACCCUGUUGCCAGUUUAACGUUCCCCAUUGGUUCUUAGCACUCCCCUUUUGAAAAUCUAGUGUUCCAUAGACAUUUGGGGUUUUAGGCAUCGCUGUAAAGGAUAUGAGGUGUGAGGUGACUAUGGAUGUUUAUCGUCCAACCACCUCAAUGGCCAAUAAUAUAUAAUUAAUUUAACCUUCAUUUAUCCAGGCGAGUCUAUUAAAAACAAAUUCUUACACUCUGACUACACCGGCUGUGCAUGCGUCCACCAUCGCGCGUAUGUUGAGUUUUUGUCAAUCCACACCAGACGUGAUAAUGACACGCAGGUUAAAAUAUCAAAACCAACUGUCCAUUUGGGGCAAGUCGAAACACAAAACACUCACAGACAUUUAGCCAGCUAGCUCUUGCUAGGUAGUUUGUCCUAGGAGAUGGACAUUUAGCCAGCUAGCUCUUGCUAGGUAGUUUGUCCUAGGAGAUGGACAUUUAGCCAGCUAGCUCUUGCUAGGUAGUUUGUCCUAGGAGAUGGACAUUUAGCCAGCUAGCUCUUGCUAGGUAGUUUGUCCUAGGAGAUGGACAUUUAGCCAGCUAGCUCUUGCUAGGUAGUUUGUCCUAGGAGAUGGACAUUUAGCCAGCUAGCUCUUGCUAGGUAGUUUAUCCUGGGAGAUGGACAUUUAGCCAGCUAGCUCUUGCUAGGUAGUUUGUCCUAGGAGAUGGACAUUUAGCCAGCUAGCUCUUGCUAGGUAGUUUGUCCUAGGAGAUGGACGUCGGGUUGUUAUUUUACCCGACAUGCAUAUGGUCCUAUUAUUAGCUGGUUCUUUCUAGAACUUUUGACCCGGAGUGUUUCUCUACUCCGACGUCUAAUCCGUAGAUGAAAAAGGGAAACCUAGUUAGUUUUUAGUUCGUUGUCUUUAGUGAAUCUCUCCUCGUUUUGUCUCAAGCUUUCGCGUGGGUUUGUGUCUUCCUGAUAUCCAAUGAGGAGGGGACUUGCAGCGCGACUCUAAUAGAACAAAGUUGUAUUUUAGCUCUUGGCUACGCAGACCCUUCGUCACGCGAGCGAGUACCACAUGGCCGGUGAAUGAUGGCCUGGAGAUACAGGCAUGAGGACAUGGGCAAAACUAGCUAUUCAAUGCAGUAUAUUGGUGUAAAAUGUGCAUAGCGAUUAUUUUGAUUAUAACCAUUUUUAAUUGAACGAUGCCCUUUAAAGCAAAUGCCAUGCUGUAAUGUCGACGCAAACGAAGAGGACAUCGCUCCUCUGCUAACAUUGAGGUCUAUAACCAUCUCGGGCAGUGCGCUAGCUAGUUGUAAGCAAAUUCACACCUGAACGCAAGAGCCAAUACCUAUUCUGCUCGCACGACAGCGUAAAGCUAAACUAGGGUUUGCGUAAGACUAUGAAAACCUUGACGUGUACAGUAUAUGGUUGUAUAGGUAUUAUGUAUACAGUACAUUGCUUCUCUUUUCUAUACAAAACCAUAAGAUCAAAAGGAACAAUUUAAUAAUUUGAUUUGAUUUUGAUUCAAAAGACUGCUUGCUAUAUUGUCAAUGUGAUUACUGUCGCUCAUCGAUCUGAACAUCUCAAGGGGACAUUCAACCACUUUUAGGUGCAAAGUACAUUGCACCUAACAUUGAUUCAAUAGCAUAGCAUAGCAACCCCUCAACCCACCUACUGUACAACCAUCUUAGAUUUGUAGCGUGAGUGACAACUUUAGCUGGAGUCUGUAUCUGUCUCAACUAGAGAAGCCUAAGAUGUCCAAGACCGUGGCCUAGUUUUCUGGUUGUCACCUUCCUCUCUGACUUCCAUGUAUUGUCACUUUAUGCCCAUAAAGAGAGCGAGCGAGAGAGUCUUGUUACAGCUGAGGAGAGGAGGAUGGAGGAGAGAGAGGGGUCUCCUUACAGCUUAGGGGAGGAGAGUGAGAGGGAGGGAGAGGUGCACGGUGGUUACUGAGGUUACGGUAGAGAGGCGAACAUGAGGACGGGGUGACGACGUAAUGGCGUGCUUCUAAGAAACUGUGGCCACUCGUGCACAUAAAGUACUACAUUGUGUGUUUGUGUGUGUGCGUGGUGUUCUCCUUUCAUGUCCCCAUUCACUCACAUGGGCAUUGCAGUGGCGGAUUCUUGUAGGUUGAGUCCAGGAAGGUAAAAUAGAUCUUCACUGAAACCAAAUUGAAUGAAUGAUAUGUUGAAAUGUCAGAGCUUGUUGUCAAGGACAGGCUGCUUUGGCUGUGAGAGUUAGACGAGGACAAGGUCUUAUUGAUCAGAGAGGGGUUUAAAAUGAAUCUUUACGUAAUGAUUGACAUUUGAUACUUCCCUGGCAGAUUUUUCUCUCCAUUGUAUUGUUAUUUAAACGACCAGAAAUGUAGUAUAGUAUGAACAUGACAUUUACAAGUUUUCCAAAACAGGUUCUGUAAGUGCAGCCAUAGAAAGUCAACGUUCGCUUGGCAACUAGCCUUGGAAAUUGUUUCUAAGCCCCCUUUUUUUUUAUUAGCCUUCGUGCUAGUGGAAGAGCAGUUUACCUCAACGCUUUCCAAUCGCUCUUUUAUUUGGCCACCACUUAAAGACCUUCAAUGGUUUCCUGCUGGAAAGGAGGAACUACUCUUAUCAUGAGUGUUCAGAAGACCGACCUUUAAAUUUAUACUGAACAAAAAUAUAAGUGCAACAUGCAACAAUUUCAAAUAUUUUACCGAGUUACAGUUCACAUGAGGAAAUCAGUCAAUUGAAAGCAAUUCAUUAGGCUCUAAUCUAUGGAUUUCACAUGACUGGGAAUACAGAUAUGUACCUGUUGGUCACAGAUAACUUUAAAAAAAUAAAAAUAAAUGGGCCUCACGAUGGGCCUCAGGAAUUUAUCACCGUAUUUGUUUUGAGCAUUCAAAAUGCCAUUGAUAAAAUGCAAUCGUGUUCGUUGUCCGUAGCUUAUGCCUACCCAUAUCAGAACCCCACCAACACCAUGGGACAUUCUGUUCACAACAUUGUCGUCAGCAAACCACUCGCCGACAACACCCUACAUAUGAUGUGUGGUUGUGAGGCUGGUUGGACGUACUGACAAACUCUAAAACGACAUUGGAGGUGGGUUAUGGUAGAGAAAUGAACAUUCAAUUCUCUGGCAAAAGCUCUGGUGGACAUUCCUGCAGUCAGCAAUUGCACACUCCCUCAACUUGAGACAUCUGUGGCAUUGUUGUGUGACAAAACUGCACAUUUUAGAGUGGCCUUUUAUUGUCCCCCGCACAAGGUGCACUUGUGUAAUGAUCAUGCUGUUUAAUCACCUUCUUGAUAUGCCAUACCUAUCAGGUGGAUGGAUUAUCUUGGCAAAGGAGAAAUGCUCACUAACAGGGAUGUAAAACUAAUAUGUGCACAAUCUUUGUCGAAAUAACCUUUUUGUGCGUAUAUAACAUUUCUGGGAUCUUUUAUUUCAGCUCAUAAGACAUUGGACCAACACUUUACAUGUUGCGUUUAUAUUUUUGUUCAGUGUAGUUGCCCGGUGCAUGUAGGCUAUCUUAAAAUCAUAGUCAGGGUGUUUCUCACCCAACCAUAUUGUGCACCAAUGGUUUAAACACAGAUUUUUCCAUCCAAACAGUUUUUGUAUCAAAGCAAGCCCCGGUUGGUGUCUGAAAAUCAUGCAGUGUGUUUGUAACACUCUCUGCAUCGUUAUGUUUUCGUUCCUUGCAGACAACUAAAUCUCAAGCCAUACAACCUGUCUAGGGACUUUAAUAUUAAUUGGUGUGUGACAAUGCUAUGUCUGUCACGUUGCAGCAGCCUUUGUUCAAUAUUUCCUGUAGGGAAGGAAGGUGAACAUUUAUAAGUGGCUUCAAUGUCUUGCUUCACUGAUUUCCUUAAUUGUUCAAAUGCAAAUUAAUUUUUGUUUCCUUUCUCAGCUCCACGCUGAAUAAUUUUCACAUUUAAUGGAUUGUUGAAGCAAAGUCUGUAUAAAUUCUCUGGCCUCGUUUGUAAGUGGGUUCAGGAAUCACAAGGAGGAGGGUUAUCCAGGACUAAGUUUGGCCAUGCUUGUGGUUCUGUCUGCAUUAUGCGUGCUUUACAUGUGUUUAUUUGCAUUUGUAUAAUUGCUGCUACAUGUGAUUUUUUUUUCCAUUCGGUUCACAUGCUUUAUUUGGGAUCCUUUGCUAUGUGUUCUACGAUGUGUUAAUGUGCUUCAUUUGGGUUCAUUUGCUUUAUAUUGCUUCUAGUACUUUAUAUUUGGUUCACAUGCUUUAUUUGGUUUUAUACACUUUUUUACAUUGGCUCCAUGUGCUUUAUAUUGCUCCAUGUGCUUGACAUGGGUCUAUGUGCUUUUUAAAGUCACUCCAUCUUAUGGUUGGCUACCUUACUGGAACCGAACCAGACUGACAUUAAGAGACCAAACGCUUCAUUCAUCUGAACUAGUGUCGUUACAAAAUGAUUGUUCUCCUUGCAUUGAUAGGUUGGAGCACUAGAUCAUGGGGUAUAAAAACAACCUCGAUAGGACUAUGAUGGUUGACGAUCUGUCAGAAGGUCAUGUUUAUUAUGGCCUGACACGUUACUGGCUGUACUGUAAAAGAGCUUUUUUUCCUUUUCUCCUGCUGAGAAUGGACAGGUGGUUGGACUUGAAUAAUUAUUCCACAGUCAUCAUUUGCAUAUGUCCAAAGGAAUUUGAUUGUCAAAAAAAAAAAACUUCUCAGAGUGAUCUCACUCCUGACGUGCACAUGUGGAUAUAACAUCUUAAUUAAACAUACUGCAGCCUGGAACAUUAUAAGCGAUCAACAAAGCAGAGCAAUGUAUGUAGACUUCCUUUCCUUACCUCUGAGUCUGUAACAAUUUGCCACACCAUAUUGAUAAAAGCACUUUAACCGAUACCUUUUAACUCAAAUCACUCACGUUAAAGCAAGGAAGCAAUAAGAACGGGUAUUUUUGUUCACACAGGCUUUGCAUGGCUAGUGUAACACGGGAUGUAUGUGUGGCAUUAAUAGUUUACGGUAAGGUCAGGUACGAAUUUGGAUCUGUCUAUGCCACAUGCAAGACAGGGAUGCAGCGAUGCAGUCUAACGUUGACUUAAAUCAGACUAGGAUGAAUGCUUUUCUUCGUGAAUUCCCUUGCUCUACUGCAGAUGGCGUCCACAGCAUGGCGAUUGUAUUUCCCACCAGCCACUCAUCUUUUUUUUUGUGUGUGUGUGUUUUUCUUCUUCUCGUAGAUCUCUGUUUUAAUGUCGGCUAAUUGAUCUCCAGUGAUUUGCAAUGUGUACUUCGCAAUAAUACAAAUAUUUUAUUUUCUAUACAAGUGAAUUCAAAUCUAUAAGUCUAUGUUAUAUAAAUAUAUAAUGUUACUGUAAAAUAUCAAACUGUAUGGAAAAAUGACACUAGUGACAACUGUGCACUGUAUUGUUGGUUAGCCUAGCUUAAGCAUUCCAAACCUUGGAUUACGAAAACAAACUAAUGCAGUGAUGUUGAAAUGAAACAAUAUACCAAAUUAAAGUUGUAAUUUAUCAAAAUA